AACGAUCCAAAACCUCUAAGCAAUGACCAGAGGUAUACGAGUCAGUGUUGAGUGCCUGAAAGAGUCAUAUCGUCUUUCAAACCAAACCCUCAUCUACCUAAAUCACUUCAACUUCACAUCUUAGAUUGACAGAUAAACUGUUCAUAGUUGAGUCUAAUUCUUUUUUUCUGCUUGGAGUUCGUCCUCUUUAAAAAUGAGUGAGACAAGGAACAAACUUAACCUUGAACUACAUGGGGGCUACUUAUAUUCUACGCAAGAAUCGUCUGAAAGCUUCGACCCAAGGCAAGUCAACUUUCUCUUGUCCUCCAUUAAUGCGUCAUCGAGCACGUUUGCGGACCUCUCCAGCAGUGGCUCUGACGACGAGCCAUUUGAAACCAUAGAAAUACCUUUACUUCCAAAGAAAAGACGAAGUCGAACCAACUUCGACACAUGGCAAGUUGAUGAACUUGAAAAUGUGUUCCAAACUACUCAGUAUCCAGACGUGUUUGCUAGAGAAGCUUUGGCCUUGAAGCUUGACUUGCUCGAGUCUCGAAUUCAGGUUUGGUUUCAAAAUAGAAGAGCAAGAAUGAGAAGAGAAGACAAAAUAAAGUCURCUCCUGGACGAAGGAAAAAAAGCGAAACAGAAAAGUCUAACAGGGCUUUUUUCUUCUCACACUUGAACCAAGCAAAGRAAACUAACUCUACAAAGAAAACGAAAAAUCAUUCUCUUACCUUAAACACCAGAAGAACUGAAUCUUCACGAAGUAAAUCUUUCAGCAUUGAAAGCAUCCUCGCUCGUAAAGAUCCUCCAAAACAACGACUACCAGCUGAUUUGGAAAACAAAAGUAUUGACGAAGCUGGUGACAAUGAUCAGGAUAAAGACGAAAAUGAAGUUGUAGGACCUUCUUUAAAAUCUUGGAGCACAGAGAACAAUGGAAAUAGAAAUCAAGCGAGGACGCCACCUUCUGAACAGAGAAUUCAUAACCUGGAUUCUGCACCGCCGAAUUUUACAAGUUCAAGUUUUUCACAGCCAAGAAAGGAAAUAACUUCCGAAAGAAUUAAUUCUCGUUUAACUUGUCCAAAUGAAAAACGAGAAUAUUCAGAAAUCAGGACAGAAAAAGAUCUUCUUCUCAAUCGUACAAACAUGGCCGAAGGAUUGCCAAAUUCCCGCCAAAAUGACAACACGCGCGCUAAUGAACGAAAUAAAAAGGCGGGAAAGUAUGUUUAUAAAAAUUCUUCAAACGAGAAUGAACAUUCGCCUGCUAGAAAUUACCCUAAACCUUUAAAUAACUUUAAAAGCAUAUCUGAACUUAUUGAAAAUAACUCGCUAAUCCGAGAAAAGGAUUCAUCAAAUGAACUCCGAAAAACCUCUACAGAACUUUAUGCUUGCUCGCCAAACGAUCUUGUGAUAGAAAAUUAUGACGUAAAUUGUUCUCGUGACGAAGUUGAAAAUCUUUUGGAGCGGACGUCGGGCGCCUGUCAGCCAGGAAUCUUCCAAUUCAAUCGAACAGGCACAAGUGCCUGUAGUGAUUUCGAAACGUUUCGUAGGUCUAGUAUUUUCACUUUAAGGAAUCGUGCUGAGAAACAUGUCAGACGGUUGAAUGUGUGUUCGCCGUGAUCAUAGUAUCAAUGCCUAAAAUAAUUAUCAUUUAGUUUAUUUUUCUACGUCAUUAUUUUCUUUCAGCAAUUGCCAAAAUAGGGCUACUUUUUAGGUUUCCUUUCUUCCUUUCGUCCCUUUGCUUCUUCUCUUUCUUUCUAGCGGCGUCUCAUCAGUUUUGUGAAAUAUUGGGUUGCCUGUGUGUUUUAGACCCAGGAUACCUAAGAUGAAAAGAUGUCAUGGGUUAGAUGUGCCUUAUCGCCCUUAUAUAAAGUCACAUAUUCUUCACAUUCUUUCUCUAGGGCGUUAGGCCCUGGCUAAACCAGGAAACAUGUUUAUCGCGCGCAUGUUUCCUCGAUGUUUCCCAGUUUAGCCACAUGCGAAACAUUGCUGCGUGCAACAAAUUUUGCUUCCAAGACGCAA
Actinia tenebrosa (Australian red waratah sea anemone) is the source of this 1999-nucleotide messenger RNA. RefSeq lists its product as uncharacterized. Gene Ontology annotation, molecular function: DNA-binding transcription factor activity, RNA polymerase II-specific; sequence-specific double-stranded DNA binding. Lineage: Eukaryota; Metazoa; Cnidaria; Anthozoa; Actiniaria; Actiniidae. Gene Ontology annotation, biological process: regulation of DNA-templated transcription. The record is from RefSeq and is a predicted model, not a curated record.